AUGACAGAUCGUAAGAGUCAAGUUAUACCGGUGUCAACACCUACUACGUACUGCAAACUUUACCCGCGGCAUGCAGUGGUCGCUGUUGAAAAACUUGUAUCACACAUUAAACAAACAUUAGCAGAUGUACCGGAGCACACUGACCGCCACAACCACAUGCAGCCAUUAGGUAACAGUUACGAACAGUGUCCCCAAAACUUAACAGUCAAUCCGUACUAUUUACUUCGAGCAGCCGUGAAGUUGUUCAAAGGGCCGCUGGCGUGCGAUGAGGGACUGUGUGGGGGGUGUGAGGGGCAGGCAAGGAGAGGGGGGGGGGGAGAUGAAGGGCACGCCAAG
This is a messenger RNA of Brenthis ino (lesser marbled fritillary), 336 nucleotides long. NCBI's taxonomy places the organism in Eukaryota, Metazoa, Arthropoda, Insecta, Lepidoptera, Nymphalidae. The record is from the annotation of a GenBank genome assembly.